This is a messenger RNA of Myiozetetes cayanensis, 957 nucleotides long. RefSeq names its product CGRP receptor component (gene CRCP). Gene Ontology annotation, biological process: transcription initiation at RNA polymerase III promoter. The transcript is spliced from 5 exons. Gene Ontology annotation, cellular component: RNA polymerase III complex. NCBI's taxonomy places the organism in Eukaryota, Metazoa, Chordata, Aves, Passeriformes, Tyrannidae. The record is from RefSeq and is a predicted model, not a curated record. Gene Ontology annotation, molecular function: nucleotide binding. The coding region runs from base 520 to 825 and encodes 101 amino acids.
UCCUGGUUUUAAACCAGCAGUUUAAAGCUGUCACCAGUCCCUUGUAUAAUCUUUGGAAGCUGAACAUUGGCAGUGGCAAUCAGCAGGAGCUGUAAGGUGAUUUACACCCUGCUGCAUUUGAUUUGUUUUUAAGGAAACAAGCUUUUUAAAGAAGAUUUGGGGAUGGUUUUGCUGGUAUUGGGUAUUGUAUUAUUAUGUUGCUCAGGAUAAACACUCCUAGGAGCCAGUGAUGCACCUGAACCUGGAGUCAUGAGGAGGCUGCAGUGCCCUGUCAUAGCAAACAGUGAAUAUUGGCACUCACAUAACAAAAAAUAAUCUUAUUCAGAACUUAUCUACAGCAGAAAAUAAUUUUCCUCUCUCCUCAGUAAAGGUUUUUUUUAAGUCAGGUGGAAAGAAAUGUUGUGAUCUUGUUGGUUUGACUUCAGCCAGGUGUUCCAGUUGCUCACUGAUCUUAAGCAGCAGCGCAAAGAGAGUGGGAAAAACAAGCAGAGCUCUGGCCAGCAGAAUCUGAACACAAUCAUGUAUGAGACACUGAAGUACAUUUCAAAAACACCCUGUAGGUACCAGAGCCCGGAGACUGUGAGGGAAUUCCUCGUUGCAAUGAAAGGCCAUAAGCUGACCAAGGCAGAAAAGCUCCAGCUGCUGAACCACAGGCCUGUGACGGCAGUUGAAAUCCAGCUGAUGGUAGAAGAAAGCGAGGAAAGGCUCACAGAGGAGCAGAUUGAGUCACUUCUCCAGACAGUCACCAGUAUUCUUCCAGGGGACCCAGAAGAACAACAGAGAGACUCGGCAAUGGCAGUGGAAGACAAAGGUGACCAAGCAUAGGAGGCUUCUAGACCAAAGCUGGCAGCAGUUCCAGAAGAGAAUCAGCUAAUAUUUUCCUGUUUUUAACUUGAUACCGGUUUAAUCCUGUACUGGACAUAAUUGUAAAAUAUAUUACCAUUUUUAUUGCUUGGA